CAGCACUCUGCUGAGUGUUUGCAGUUUCCUCUGACAGAAAGCAGUAAGAGCAGUACGCUUAGCUCGGUGUAGACUGGAGUCAGAAUGCUGAAGAGAAAGCCAUCCAAUGUUUCCGAGAAGGAGAAACAGCAGAAACCAAAGCGCAGCAGUAGCUUUGGGCAUUUUGAUCGUUUUCGAAAUAAUUCCAUAUCAAAACCAGAAGAUUCAACUGAGGUACAUGAAGGGGAGGCCAUAAGUGGAAGUGGAGAACAACACAAAACUUCAAAUAAUGCAGGUUUAGGUAAAAAGAUGAGAGCGAUCUCCUGGACAAUGAAGAAAAAAGUGGGCAAGAAGUAUAUCAAAGCACUUUCUGAGGAAAAGGAUGAGGAAGAUGGAGAGGAUGUCCUUCCAUAUCGGAACAGUGACCCCGUGAUUGGAACUCACACAGAGAAGGUCUCCCUGAAAGCCAGUGACUCCAUGGACAGUUUAUACAGUGGACAGAGCUCAUCAAGUGGCCUAACAAGCUGUUCAGAUGGUACGAGUCAUCGGGACAGCUUUAGACUGGAUGAUGAUGGUUCCUAUUCGGGGCCAUUCUGCGGGCGUGCCAGAGUGCACACUGACUUCACACCAAGUCCCUACGAUACGGACUCCCUUAAAAUAAAGAAAGGAGACAUCAUAGAUAUUAUCUGCAAAACGCCAAUGGGAAUGUGGACAGGCAUGUUGAACAAUAAGGUUGGAAAUUUCAAAUUUAUUUAUGUGGAUGUCAUCUCUGAAGAGGAAGCAGCCCCCAAGAAAACAAAAUCACACAGAAGGAGUGAAAUGGAAAGACCCAAGACAAUACAGAACUUCUUAGAGAUGAUUCACCUUCAGGAAUACACCUCAACACUUCUGCUCAAUGGUUAUGAGACUCUAGAAGAUUUAAAGGAUAUCAAAGAAAGUCAUCUCAUUGAAUUAAACAUUAAAAACCCAGAAGACAGGAUGAGGCUGUUAUCAGCUGCUGAGAACCUCCUUGAUGAAGAAAUUACUCAAGAGCAAGAACAUGAAUCUGUAGCCUUAUCCAUAAGCCCGGACAUCUCCUUACAUAAGUCACAGUUAGAUGACUGCCCACGGGACUCUGGUUGCUAUGUCUCAUCAGAAAAUUCAGAUAACGGCAAGGAAGAUCUGGAGUCAGAAAAUCUGUCAGACAUGGUACAGAAGAUUGCUAUCACAGAGCCAAGUGACUGAACACAUAUUCUCAACUCUGGAUAUAAAGAUACAGUCUAUGUUCAUACUUCUUUAACUACAAGUAUAAGUAGUAUUUGUAGAUAGGACCUAAUGUUAUACUGCUUUAAUCUGAAUGACUGUACAUAAUUUUUUUAACUUUCAAACAUUCCUUUUAUUGUAAAUAUAUAUUUAUUAUUUUUUUAGUGUUACAUGUGAAUAUUUUACUUGCCUCUAUUAAAAUAUUAUAGUGUUAGUCUUUGGUAUGUGUGACAUAAGCUUUAUUUUAUGAGUAUAAAAUUAUAAAUUUUGCUUCCAAAAAAAAACCUACCUUUUUUUAUACUUGUCAGAAUUGAAUUUAUGCAUAUUAUUGAAUGGAUAAUAAUAGACUAAAUGUCUGUUCAGCCAGUGAUCCAAGCAGCAUUUACAUUCAUUUAUCUACUUGCUGGAAUGAAUGUGAGCUAAUAUUUCAGACAUUUUUUUUCUGAUUCAUAGUAGAGGUUACAAACUGUUUUCUGUUUAUUUCUUUACAGCUAUCUACUGUAAAAACUAUAGAUAAUAACAUUGUCAAGUCUGAUUUAAUAAAAUUAGUUUUAAUAAU
Messenger RNA from Erinaceus europaeus (western European hedgehog), 1780 nucleotides. It is a transcript of the gene SAMSN1, whose product is annotated as SAM domain, SH3 domain and nuclear localization signals 1. Gene Ontology annotation, molecular function: protein binding. NCBI's taxonomy places the organism in Eukaryota, Metazoa, Chordata, Mammalia, Eulipotyphla, Erinaceidae. The coding region runs from base 85 to 1203 and encodes 372 amino acids. The record is from RefSeq and is a predicted model, not a curated record. The transcript has 8 exons.